AGCGGAGGUACACACAUGCAGACUUCCGCUUAAGCCCAUCGAUCGGACGACAGAUCACCAUCCAGCCGUCAGACAUCUAACUCUCACUCUUCCGGUGUUUACAGAGCUGUCGGAGGGUGAUGGGUUCAUAUGAACCUCUGUAGGACGUCACGCUGUGCGGGAGAUGAACGCAUGACCCGCGGCUGAGUGCUUUAGUCUCCUUUUGUUCCUGCAGGUGAACUGGUCCAGUCCUCCUCCUCUCCUCCUCCUCCUCUCCCAGGAGCAGAAACAUGGCGGAACCCACCCCGGAGCAGGAGGAGCUGCUCUCGCUGAAGGAGCUUGUGGACGAGGUUUAUAAAUUCCGAGAUUGUUAUUUCGAGACUCACAGCGAGAGUGAGGCCGGGAAGAAGCAGGGCGAGGUGGCUCAGAGGAUGAGGCAGGCCCUCAAGACGCUAGAGGAGAAGGAAGAGCGCUUCAAGCACAAGGCGGAGUUCCUGCUGCAGAAGGGGCGGUGUCUGAACGUGGCCCCGGAGUUCAGCGGCCCCGCCGAGGAGAGCCUGUCCCGGGCCGUGAAGCUGGAGCCGGGCCUGGUGGAGGGCUGGAACACGCUGGGGGAGCAGUACUGGAAGAAGGCCGACCUGGUGGCCGCCAGGAACUGCUUCACCGGGGCGCUGCAGCAGAGUAAGAACAAGGUGUCUCUGAGGAACCUGUCCAUGGUGUUGAGGCAGCUGCCCUCGUCGGCCGGCGAGGAGCAGGGCAAGCGGGUCAUGGAGAGCGUGGACAUGGCGCGGCAGGCCGUGCAGAUGGACGUCUCCGACGGGACCUCCUGGUACAUCCUGGGGAACGCCUAUGUGUCGCUGUUCUUCACCUGUGGACAGAACCCCCAGAUGUCCCAGCAAGCACUGAGUGCCUACGCACAGUCUGAGAAGGUGGACCGCAUGGCCUCCUCCUACCCCGAGCUGCACUUCAACCGCGCUACGCUCUUCCAGUACGAGGAGAUGUUCGGCUCGGCGCUGGGGGGGUACGGCCGGGCCGGGGCGCUGGACCCCGGCUGGGCGGAGCCUCCGGAGCGGGAACGCCAGCUGCUGGAGUACCUGGGGAAGGUCACCGAGCUCAUGGAGAACAAGGGGAAGGUGAAGGCGCGGCGGCUGCGGACCAUGCUGGCCAGCCUCAGCACCUCCUCCCUGGGGCCCUGCUCCUCCCCUCAGUUCCGGUCGCCCGCGGGCCGCGUGGGGAGCCUGGAGCCCCGCACGCUGGCCUCCCUCGCCCACGGCCCCAACGCGGGGGCGGCCGCCAUGGGGAAGGUGGUCUUCAGCCUGGCGCCGGACGACCGCAUGGCCUUUACGUUCGGCAUGGUGGACAGCGAGGAGACAUGCAUCGUGGUGAUGGUCUACAACACGGCCGACAGCUGGGGCGUCCUGAUCGGAGACACCGUGGUCAUCCCCGAGCCGCAGGUCAAACGGCAGAGCGUCACGCACAAGGACCAGUCCUUUGACUUCAGGAGCGUGCGUGUUGACACACCCCUGCUGCUCAUCGUCAACGGCAAGCGGCAGAACGCCCAGAGCCAGAUCGCAGCCCGGGUCAGCUACAAGCCGCAGAGCGAGUGAACGCCGCCGCGGCGAGGAGCGGAUCGCGGCGAGGAGCGGAACGCGGCGAGGAGCGGAACGCGGCGAGGAGCGGAGCGGCACGCGGGCGACGGCAACCAAGGAGUCGGGAUUUGGUUUUUGGGAGUUUGAACGACAUACUGUGAUCUGAACCCCUGAGAUAUGUAGCAUGGAGUUCCAGAGGCCCCGCCCACACGCGGCGGUUUUGAUAUUUUCUUCCUUGUUUUGUACAUAGGAGUUGUGAACCGUUACCUGUUAUUGAGGAACACUUUUGUAUAUAUUUAUUCAUACCCUUGCCUUUUUACAUUGUUGAUGUCAGGGAGUGGAGUUAUGUUAAAAUUAUGUGUGUGUUGAACCUUUUGAGUUGUAAAAUAAACUUGGUUUAAGAUGGACGACCCGACUACUGGA
Molecule: messenger RNA, 1991 nt
Organism: Gadus morhua (Atlantic cod)
Lineage: Eukaryota; Metazoa; Chordata; Actinopteri; Gadiformes; Gadidae
Gene: ttc5
Product: tetratricopeptide repeat domain 5
Exons: 9
Coding region: 270-1586 (438 amino acids)
Molecular function (GO): protein binding
Source: RefSeq, a predicted model, not a curated record